Monomorium pharaonis (pharaoh ant) is the source of this 1973-nucleotide messenger RNA. Its product is annotated as axoneme-associated protein mst101(2). Gene Ontology annotation, cellular component: cilium; ciliary basal body. The coding region runs from base 389 to 1654 and encodes 421 amino acids. Gene Ontology annotation, molecular function: microtubule binding. The transcript is spliced from 6 exons. Lineage: Eukaryota; Metazoa; Arthropoda; Insecta; Hymenoptera; Formicidae. The record is from RefSeq and is a predicted model, not a curated record.
UUUAUUAUGUUGUAUAAGAAUACUGUUACUUUAAUUGAUAUUUUAUGCUAAUUAUAUUAUGUUUAUUGUAUUUUUAUUCAUGCAUGUACAUACCUUAUACAUUAAUGCACUUGUAAACAAAAUGAAGAUAUAUUUGGGUUUGUUAUCUUUUCACUAUGGUAACAGACAAAGAUACAGUAAAUCAGAAGUUGCAUCGAUAUUUGACAUUAUACAGCGAACAGUAGUAACAAUGCAAUAGUUCCAAUCGAAUUUAACAUCUCCCGGAUUUAACCUUCCAAUUUUUUACUUAUUUGAUAUAUGCUUUUGAUAUGAAUAAUUUUAAUCGUAAUAAAAAAAAUUGGAAGUAAACGUUUCAUGAACGAAGAAAUUUGCGUGUAAAAAUAGCAAGAUGCUCAAAAAGAAGAAACGUGGAGGUGACAAGGAGAAGAAAGUACGGAAAAAGUGUUUGAGUGAACACGAAAUGGUGUCCUACGAACAACAAAUUCUAGACAACAAUAGACAAUUGUCACGGCUACGCGGCCGAAAUGAAGAGCUUGAAAUCGAGGUAAAGAAUAUGACGAAGAAUAUUGAACAGUUAAAAGAGGAUCGAUCUGAUAUCGUGGCGCAUUUGAAACGGGAAUUAGAGGGAAAGGUAGAAGAGGCUCGUGAGCUGAGCGAACGUGUGUUGGCAAUGGAAGAGCUGAGAAAGCAGGAACAAGCCGAGUACAAAAAGAAGGAAAAUGGAAUGGAACAAGAAUUUCGUACUAUGGAAAGCAAUUUAAGCGCCGAAGUAAAACUCGCAACUGGGAAACUAAACGCAUUGGAAGAUUGGAGAUUAGCCCGCUUGGAUUUAAUGCGCAAGUUCGAGAUGCAAGAGGAAGAAAUGACAAAACAAGAUGAAUUGCACAAAACGACGCUUUACGAGACAGAGAAAUCAGUCAUUGUUGCCAAGGCUAAAAUGCAAAAGGAGAUGGAAGAACGAUUGAAGCAGCUUGCACAAGAAUUCAAAGAAGCGACGAAUGUCCGAAUAGCUGACAUGAUGCACACUACGGUUAGGAGGAACAUUGCGCUGAAUCACGAAUUGAAUUCGAUGUUGAAGGUCUGCCAGGAUCUGGAAAUAAAGGAUGCAGAGUGCAAGGAAACCGAUCGUGCCCUUAGACUGCAGUGCGAGAUGCUUGAGGACGAGGCCAAGAUCGCGCAGGAGGAUGCGAUGAGGCACAGGCGUGUGAUGCACGAACUUGCCGAAAAGCACAUUAACACGAUCCUCGAGCAUGGACGAAUACUACGUGAAAACAAGAGGCUCGGUAAUUACGAGCAAAUAAUGGACGAGUGUAAGUCCAGAUGUGUGGAGUCGGAGGAGAAAGUGAAGGUCCUCGAGCGAGAAUUGCAGGAGACCAAAAAAGCCCGGGAGGAAGUCAUGAUGGAAGUGCGAAAGAAGUGUGAAGAAUUCAAGGAAGUGAACAAGCUCCUGAACGAAGCCAAACAGCGUGUCCUGGAAGCCUUAGAGUUGCAAGAGCAUGUCUGUACGAGCGAUAUUUGUACUUCAUGUUGCGCCACCCAGAAACAGAACCUUAUUUAUUCUCUCCAGGAUAUACUCGAGAAGCAUAACGUUUCCGACAUAAUUGAUGAUGAUUCACAGAUCAAUGAAACCGAGCCUAAACCGUCGGAAAGUUAGAACAUCUGUUCUAAUUUCAGCCUGAAGAAUAUAUAAAAAAUACGUAUACGCAGAAACUGUAGUUGGCUUUUGAUCAAUAUUAUCACGCAGAAAGAUAAUAUGUUAUUUCAAAAACGCACAGUACACAUUUAUAUCAAGAAAAUUUUCAUAUGUAUCUCGCGGUAUAUUCAUAAAUUGAUUACGUAAUUAAACACGCGUAUGCGCAGAGAGCACACGUGUGUAGCGUCUGUUUAUUCCGAUGACACUCGAAACCUCAUUUCCAUUGUCAUCCGUUUGCAAAGUUGGAAAAACAAUAAAAAACACAAAGAUUUGCAAGAGC